AUGGCCAUGUCAGCAUUGUGUUUGUCAGAGAUUUGUUCCGACGAGUUCGGAGACAUUUUCGUCUACACUUUUCUUGCAGCAGUUCUGUCUUCGCUUCCUUGUGAAAGUUCCGUUUAUGUUUCCUUGAGGCAGUUCUGUCUACGCUUUCUUGUGGCAGUUCCGUCUGUGCUCCCUUUCAGCAGUUCCACAUGCACUUUCUUCCGGCAAUUCCGUCUAUUCUUCUUUCCGAUAGUUCCAUUUGUGCUUUCUUCUGGCACUCUCGGGACAUCUGAUACUACGUGUCCUACUCGCCUAUCACGUCCUGAUCAAAUCAAGUAUCAUGACCCACCCAACUUCUCCAAGAAUGUGCCUGCUUCUUCUGCUACUAUUGCUGCUACUGAAUCUACCAGCUCUGCAUCUCUCAACCCGUCUCCUGUCUCUCUAUCUGAUAUUGCGUCUCUCCUUAACCACAUGAACAUAGUAAACUUGAACCUCGGGCUCACAAGUGGUGUUUCCUUGGUUACGGUACUGAACACAAAGGUUAUCGUUGUUGGAAUCCUCUCUCUAGAUGUAUUUGUAUAUCUCGUCAUGUUUGAUGAUUUUACAAGUUCUAUCUCAAUUCAAUCUCUCGAGCCUCCUACUCUUUCGCCUUCUCCAUCUCCCGAUGAUUCUAGACCGGACGAUGCUUCUGCUCUUGCUGUCAUGCUUCCUCCCUCCAAUCCACAAUUGGUUGCUCAAGGAUGUAUGCAAGAGUAUGGUAUUGAUUAUGAAGAGACUUUUGCACGUGUUUCUCGUAUCACAUCUAUUUGCGCUCUCCUUGCGAUUAAUGAGGUCAGAAAAUGGUCUUUCAGUCAGAUGGAUGUGAAAAAUGCAUUUCUUAAUGGAGAUUUGAAAAAUAAAGUCUAUAUGAAACCAUCCUCGGAUAUCCUUGUCCUUUUAGCAAAGUCUGUCUCCGUCAUAAGGCACUUUGUGGUCUUAAACAAGAUACUCGUGAAUGGUUUGACAAGUUCAGCACCACGAUAUGCAAUCUCAGUUUCACUUACAACACUCAUGAGAAUGCUCUCUUUAUUCGUAAAAGUGAAUGUGGGAUUGUUCCUUCUACUUUUGUAUGUUGAUGACGUGAUCAUUACUAGAGACGAUAUUGAUGGUAUCUCUGAUCUUAAAGCAUCCCUUCACCAUGCUUUUGAUAUGAAAGAUCUUAGUUCUCUCAGUUAUUUUCUUGGCCUUGAAGUCAUUUUCUCAGAUGACGGCAUCUAUCUCUCUCAAGCUAAGUAUGCUUCUGAUUUUCUUGCUCGAUUCGGUGUUACAAAUAGUCGCACUGAGUCUACUCCUCUUGAGCCUAAUGUUCGGUAA
Messenger RNA from Arachis stenosperma, 1332 nucleotides. RefSeq lists its product as uncharacterized. The transcript is spliced from 6 exons. The record is from RefSeq and is a predicted model, not a curated record. Bases 1 to 1332 code for a protein of 443 amino acids. NCBI's taxonomy places the organism in Eukaryota, Viridiplantae, Streptophyta, Magnoliopsida, Fabales, Fabaceae.